CGGGGAGGAGGGCCCCCUCCGGCUUCCGGCUCGCGUGUGAGGGUGUCCGACCCGAGCCCGGGAGGGGCCUUCGGGCGGGGCGACCCUGGGGCGCGCGUCCCGCCGCCAUGGAGCAGGACGACCCGGGCGAGGCGCUGUCGGAGCUGCGCGAGCGGCGGCUGGGCGCGCUGGAGCUGCUGCAGGCGGCGGCGGGCUCAGGCCUGGCCGCCUACAUCGCGUGGGCGCUGCUGCUGCAGCCUGGCUUCCGCCGCGUGCCGCUGCGGCUCCAGGUGCCCUAUGUCGGUGCAAGUGAGCGGCAGGUGGAGCACGUGUUGUCGCUAUUGCGAGGCCGUCCUGGAAAGACGGUGGACCUGGGCUCUGGCGACGGCAGGAUUGUGCUGGCUGCUCAUAAGUGCGGUCUCCGCCCGGCUGUGGGCUACGAGCUGAACCCGUGGCUAGUGGGGCUGGCCCGGCUGCACGCGUGGAGAGCAGGCUGUGCCGGCAGUGUUUGCUACCUCCGUGAGGACCUCUGGAAGGUGAGCCUGAGGGACUGCCACAACGUGUCUGUGUUCCUGGCCCCUAGCGUGCUCCCCCUGCUGGAAGACAAGCUGCAGGCAGAGUUGCCCGCAGGGGCCCGAGUGGUGUCGGGGCGCUUCCCCCUCCCCACUUGGCAGCCUGUGGCUGUGAUGGGGGAGGGUCUGGACCGUGUCUGGGCCUAUGAUGUCCAUAGUGGUGGGCCAAACGGUCAGGCUUCCCCGGAACCCAGUUCUGCCUCAGUCCCUGGGGCCCCCCGUUCUCAGGUUGGCUGACCACUUGGACACAAUAAAGACUCUGGACUACGUA
Molecule: messenger RNA, 822 nt
Organism: Panthera uncia (snow leopard)
Lineage: Eukaryota; Metazoa; Chordata; Mammalia; Carnivora; Felidae
Gene: ANTKMT
Product: adenine nucleotide translocase lysine methyltransferase
Exons: 5
Coding region: 108-788 (226 amino acids)
Biological process (GO): peptidyl-lysine trimethylation; positive regulation of proton-transporting ATP synthase activity, rotational mechanism; regulation of mitochondrial ATP synthesis coupled proton transport
Cellular component (GO): mitochondrion
Molecular function (GO): protein-lysine N-methyltransferase activity
Source: RefSeq, a predicted model, not a curated record